GAGCAAUUUUGAUAUUUGUUGCCAAAAACAAAAGGGGAAGCAGUAAUCAUCAUUUGCAACCACAAACGCUCACCACAGCGAGGCACAGCGAAAAGAGAAAGAAGAUAUAAUGGCUGAGAGCAAUUUCGCUGCAACCCAAAGUAGUAGUAUAAUAAUCACAACAACAAAAACAUUAACAACACAAUUAUUAAACAGAGUAAAGCUUCACCUGAUCCAUCUUCUUCCAUCCGAGGGCGUCAUUUCAUAUGGGUUUCUGAUUCUUCCGUUUGUCAUCUUCUUCUCCGUUUUUCUUAGCCAACAAGCUAAGAGAAGCAUUUUAAGAGGAGCCCAUCUCUUGAGCAAAUACCAGAAAUUGUUGUCUGUCUACUGAUAGGUCAUUGCAGGUGUUUUUAGUUUCUGUGGCUGUUGUUGAUCGCUCUCUUUUUUGCUUUGCCGAGAAGGAAGAUGUUGAUUUUUGGUUGGAAGGGAGCAUCUGGGUUUUCCUCUUGUUCCACGGCUGAGGCAGUUACUAAUGGAGUUGAUGCAACUGGCCUCACAGCUGUCGUCACAGGUUCAUCAAGUGGGAUUGGUGUGGAGACAGCAAGAGUCCUUGCUCUGCGAGGUGCUCAUGUGGUUAUGGCUGUAAGGAAUGUUGAUGCUGGCAGGAGUGUUAAGGAAGCAAUCCUGAAGGAAAUCCCAACUGCUAAGGUUGAUGUUAUGCAGUUGGAUCUCAGUUCAAUGGCAUCAGUCAAGAAAUUUGCGUCAGAAUAUGUUUCUUCAGGCCUUCCACUGAACCUUCUGAUGUAAAGAGACUCGUGAUCAAUUUGGUUUUACUGUGACUCUUUUAUGGAAGUGUCUCUGAAGGAAAUGGUAUUGGCCGAGAUUGAUGAUUCUUUGAUUUGAUGACAGUAACAAUGCAGGCAUUAUGAUGUGUCCUUACAUGCUCUCCACGGACAAAAUAGAGUUGCAGUUUGCUACCAACCACGUUGGACAUUUUCUUUUGACACAUCUUUUGUUGGACACAAUGAAAUCCACUGCUCGUGAGAGUAAUCAAGAAGGAAGGAUUAUUAUUGUAUCAUCUGAAGGUCACCGUUUGUCUUACAAGGAAGGAAUUCGUUUCGACAAGAUUAACAACGAAGCCGAAUACAACAACGUUCGUGCUUAUGGACAGGCAAAACUUGCGAACAUUCUUCACGCUAAUGAGCUUGCUAGGCUCCUUAAGGAAGAGGGAAUUAACAUAACUGCCAACUCACUUCACCCUGGAGUCAUUGCUACAAACCUUUAUCGUCAUACUGGUGUGAUUGCAAGUUGGUACUCCAUGGAUCUUGUCUUGGCUUUCUUUAACUUAAUAAAACAUUAUGGUCAUGGAUUCAUCAUUCGAGUUCGAACCCUCCUAACAAGUUCCAUUUUUCUCUUCGCACAGCCAUUACAAAUGCCAUCAGUAGAUUUGUGCUGAAAAAUGUUCAGCAGGUAAGCAUUUCUUCUGUCUGAUUAGUGAUCAGCAAGGGUAACUCAAACUAUUUUGCUGAACAUGGUUUUGCAGGGAGCUGCUACUACAUGCUAUGUGGCACUGCAUCCAAAAGUGAAGGGGGUGACUGGAGAAUACUUCAGUGACAGCAACGUAUACAAACCAAACUCUCAGGCUAAAGAUGAAGAAUUGGCAAAGAAGCUUUGGGAUUUCAGCUUGGAUUUGAUCAACCCUUUUUGCUAAAUGCUGCUUUCUAGUCAUAUUUGGUGGAAUCUUACUUCCCAUGUCUUUAGUCUUUACAAAACUUCAUAAAUACAUGCUCACAUAUGGAAUGGAACAGUAGGUGUUUUUACUGUUCUAUUUGAGCAUUGCAAUUUUAUGAGUGCAACUUUUCUAGUCAUGUUUGGUUGAAUUCCACAACUACUUUCCAUGGCUUUCUUGCACAAUUUA
Molecule: messenger RNA, 1897 nt
Organism: Linum tenue
Lineage: Eukaryota; Viridiplantae; Streptophyta; Magnoliopsida; Malpighiales; Linaceae
Source: the annotation of a GenBank genome assembly